Messenger RNA from Herpailurus yagouaroundi (jaguarundi), 2769 nucleotides. RefSeq names its product dematin actin binding protein (gene DMTN). Gene Ontology annotation, cellular component: actin cytoskeleton; plasma membrane. Gene Ontology annotation, molecular function: actin filament binding. The record is from RefSeq and is a predicted model, not a curated record. The transcript has 16 exons. Lineage: Eukaryota; Metazoa; Chordata; Mammalia; Carnivora; Felidae. Gene Ontology annotation, biological process: cytoskeleton organization; actin filament bundle assembly; lamellipodium assembly. The coding region runs from base 435 to 1652 and encodes 405 amino acids.
GGGACGAGGGGGUGGGGGCUCAGAGGGUAGGUCCCCUCCUGUGCCAGCUCCCCCCACCCGCCCACCUACCCCAAGCCGGGUUUUUCCUGCUAUUUGUGCUCUGGGAAAGCACGGCUGGGUUCCUGGAAGAGACGCCUAUUACCUUGGCUCUGGAGAAAAAGCGACAGCGCUGGGAUCUGGGCCUGUGCCUGCCCAGCCCAGUCUUGGGGCCUCAGAGCAUCUGGGCGACACUGUCUGGGAAGAGGCCCGGCACUCGGUCACCAGCCGGGAGAGUCACUGAGGGAUGAGGACGCCACAGCCCGGUGGAACGCACUUUCUGCUCUCGUGGCCCCGAGCGCGCAGCGCCCAGGAGCCGGGCAGAGCCUGACGCCCUGUGUCGUCAACCCUCGCGCACGGGGCUCUGCGGGUGACCGGACAGGCCAGCUUCCUGCUGCAUGGAACGGCUGCAGAAGCAACCACUUACCUCCCCUGGGAGCGUCAGCUCCUCCCGAGGCUCCAGUGUUCCUGGCUCUCCCUCCAGCAUCGUGGCCAAGAUGGACAAUCAGGUGCUGGGCUACAAGGACUUGGCUGCCAUCCCCAAGGACAAGGCCAUCCUGGACAUCGAGCGGCCUGACCUCAUGAUCUACGAGCCCCACUUUACCUAUUCUCUCCUGGAACAUGUGGAGCUUCCCAGAAGCCGGGAGCGCUCACUGUCACCCAAAUCCACAUCCCCCCCACCAUCCCCAGAGGUGUGGGCAGAGAGCCGGUCCCCUGGAACCAUCUCUCAGGUUUCAGCCCCAAGAGCCACUGGGACCCCACGGACCAGCCUACCCCAUUUCCACCAUCCUGAGACAACCCGCCCAGAUUCCAACAUCUACAAGAAGCCACCUAUCUACAAGCAGAGAGAGUCCAUGGGAGGGAGCCCUCAGAGCAAGCACCUCAUCGAGGACCUCAUCAUCGAGUCCUCCAAGUUCCCUGCAGCCCAGCCGCCUGACCCCAACCAGCCAGCCAAGAUUGAAACCGACUAUUGGCCAUGCCCCCCGUCGCUGGCCGUCGUGGAGACAGAAUGGAGGAAGCGGAAGGCAUCGAGGAGGGGCGCAGAGGAAGAGGAAGAGGAGGAAGAUGACGACUCUGGGGAAGAGAUGAAGGCUCUCAGGGAGCGUCAGAGAGAGGAACUCAGUAAGGUUACUUCCAACUUGGGAAAGAUGAUCUUGAAAGAAGAGAUGGAAAAGUCAUUGCCUAUCCGGAGGAAAACUCGCUCUCUGCCUGACCGGACACCCUUUCAUACCUCCCUGCAUGCAGGAACAUCAAAGUCCUCUUCUCUCCCCGCCUAUGGCAGGACCACUCUGAGCCGGCUACAGUCCACAGACUUCAGCCCCUCUGGGAGUGAGACUGGAAGCCCAGGCCUGCAGAACGGAGAGGGCCAGAGGGGGAGGAUGGACCGGGGGAACUCCCUGCCCUGUGUGCUGGAGCAGAAGAUCUAUCCCUACGAAAUGCUGGUGGUGACCAAUAAGGGGAGAACCAAACUGCCUCCAGGUGUGGAUCGGAUGAGGCUUGAGAGGCAUCUGUCUGCGGAGGACUUCUCAAGAGUAUUUUCCAUGUCUCCUGAAGAGUUUAGCAAGCUGGCCCUGUGGAAGAGGAAUGAACUCAAGAAAAAGGCCUCUCUCUUCUGACCACCCCUCCCACUCCUUGACUGACCCUGUCCCCUGCUGCUUCAGGGCUCUGGAGCUGGGUCACUAGACCCCAAAGCAUCAUCCCUUGGGGGAGCAGGGAGGUGGGGUGGAGGUAGGGUUGGCUCCAUUCCCCAGGUGAGGAGGAACCAAGACCUCUGCAGUGCUGGGGUUGUAGGACAUGAACUUGCUUCCCCAUAAUGAGCUAGGGGGGGCCUCCUUCCCUCAUCCCUGGUCCUCACUGCACAGGGCAAACCCAGUCUGGACUCCAGCACACACAGAGUUAAUGUUUGCACCCUCUCCCCACCCCAACCCCACAUGAAGGUCCCCACAAGAGAGUGAGGAGAAACGCAGCAUUAGUGGUCAGGCAUGUUGGCUGUCUUGACCAAAUGGGUGGGUAGGACCCUCGGACCUGCUAGGAGGCAGGUGAGGGUGGGAAGCAGCCAGGCAGGCAGGGAGAGCCCCAGGAUGCUGUGUGCACCCAAGCACGCCUCCUCACCUCACCUUGGACAGCUUCCCCUACACCUGGGCCUCUGGCUUCUCUGACUCUUAGCAGGAGCAGGCUUGAACUCAGCCUCUAACAAGGAGGCCACCCUGCCCUCCAGCUCACCUUGUCCUCUCCUUGUGACCCCUAAGCUUCAGAGCCUCUUGCUCCAGCCCUGUGGCUUCCCCAGAAGCCUUGGCUUAGAGUGGAGAUGUUGCAGAACCUCAGCCCGCUGUCAGCCUGCAGGCAAAGUCCGCUAGACUUCUAGCACCCAGGUCCCGGGCAGAACCCAGGCCUUCAGGCUCCUUGGAUGGGAUCAAGAGGCCAGGCUGAGUGUCCUGGCUAGCAGGUCCCGUCCAUUCCCACGCAUCCCCCACCACGCUGUCUAAAGAAUGUAAUUUAUUGGGGCACCCCCCCAGCUGCUUUCUCUCCUAACUCUCUGCCCUACUUUAAUCACACUCCCAGCUUUUCUUCUCUACAGAAACAUAUGUGUAUAUAAUUAUAUAUAUAUUUUUGCCUGGGGCUGGGUUUGGUACCUGCCCAGACUCUGGCAUCCCUUUCCACUGUGUGUGUGUGUGAUAAUGCUGUGGGAGGGGGACUCUGCUUGGAAUUAAAAGGUUGCACUGGGCCCCCAAA